GACGCUCAGAUCCUCGAAGCUCUCAAAAGCAAGGAUAGAAUAUACGUUCUUAAGCUGGGAGAACAGAUGGAGAGUCUGAUAAAUGACCGUCGGUCUCGUCUUGAAUUGGUGCCUGCGACAUCCUACCAGCGUCUUCUUGUGCACAGAUGCUCUGCAUACCACAGGUUGCAACCAGACACCGAUCAGCUCACGAAAAAUAUCACUAUUACAGCAACCAUAGAGAGUCGAAUUCCUUCUCGUCGGAUAUGUGAACUGGUUCCUGCGGAAUCAUAUCCUCAGCCCACUUUCAAAAUCAUGCGUCGAACCACCAACGAUCGUGGACGCUCAAAACCUCAGUCCCAAGCAGAAUCUGUUGCAGGUGAAGACGCAGAACUAUCAGACGUCGAACCGUCUGAAUCGGGUAGCUUGGGAGGACGUAGUAAUGCUACUGGCAGUAGUAAGAAACGAUUGACCAUCGAAGAACGUGAAGCAGCAUAUAAUGAGGCUCGGUCACGAAUAUUUAUGGAUUUCGAGGAGAA
Serpula lacrymans var. lacrymans S7.9 is the source of this 518-nucleotide messenger RNA. RefSeq lists its product as uncharacterized. Gene Ontology annotation, molecular function: nucleic acid binding. The annotation marks the transcript as partial. The record is from RefSeq and is a predicted model, not a curated record. Lineage: Eukaryota; Fungi; Basidiomycota; Agaricomycetes; Boletales; Serpulaceae. The transcript is spliced from 3 exons.